Molecule: messenger RNA, 6572 nt
Organism: Menidia menidia (Atlantic silverside)
Lineage: Eukaryota; Metazoa; Chordata; Actinopteri; Atheriniformes; Atherinopsidae
Source: the annotation of a GenBank genome assembly
AUGUGGUGUAAUGGCAUCGUCUGUCAACAUCUGUCCCCAAAUGGGCUCGAGCUGAAGGUGAAGCAGGAUCUUCUCUCUGUGAGACUUGCUCUGUGCUGCAUCGCGACGAGGAGGAUGGUCUUUGCCCUUCAUGUGAUUGUCAUGUCUUCGGCGUUUUUCAAUCCUAGUUUUGCCUUCAGUUCUCACUUUGACGCAGGCCAGCUCAACUCCCUGCCAUCUGCAGUCGUCCUCAGAGAGCACGGGGAGCAACAGAGGAAAUUCUACGCCGUGUACCCGUCACCUCCCACUCAGGCUGCGUGUAGUGGUAUGCAGUGGAUGGAGAAAUGGGCCGGCUUGCUAAUCUUUAUACAGUUCAGUUCUACGCUUUUAACGUUUGUAUUCUCCUCUGAUGUUGCAGAUGGGGCUCCUCUGAGCGAGCUGUCUUGGCCUUCAUCUCUUGCAGUUGUCGCUGUUUCCUUUUCUGGCCUCUUCACCUUCGUCUUCCUCAUGCUGGCUUGUCUCUGCUGCAAGAAAGGAGACAUUGGUUUCAAGGAGUUUGAAAACGCUGAGGGUGAGGAGUACCAGGCAGACCUCUCCGUCCUUGCCUCGCCAUCCUCCCAGAAUGGCCCUGAGGUUUACAUCCUGCCUCUCACUGAAGUCUCCCUGCCUGUCUCCAAACAGCCCGGCAGAUCCAUCCAGCUUCUGAAAUCAUCAGACCUUGGCCGCCAUAGUCUGCUGUACCUAAAGGAGAUUGGACAUGGCUGGUUUGGAAAGGUAGUGGUGAAGGAGCUGAAGGCGAGUGCCAGUGUCCAGGAGCAGAUGCAGUUCUUGGAAGAAGUCCAGCCAUACCGAGCUCUUCACCAUCCUGCCCUCAUACAAUGUCUGGCACAAUGUUCAGAGGUCACUCCCUAUCUGCUUGUCAUGGAAUUCUGCCCUCUGGGUGACCUUAAGAAUUACCUCCAGAGCUGUGUAACUAUUGAUUCUGAAACUCCUGACAGUUUGAUCCUCCAGAAGAUGGCCUGUGACAUUGCUUCAGGGCUUCUACAUCUCCAUAAAUUCAACUUUAUCCACAGUGACUUGGCCUUGCGAAACUGUCAACUAACCUCAGACAUGUCAGUUAAGAUCGGAGACUAUGGGCUUUCACACAGCCGAUACAAGGACGACUACUACAUAACACAAGACCAAAUUUGGGUGCCUCUGCGCUGGAUUGCACCAGAGCUCAUAGAUGAAGUCCAUGGAAACUUGCUGGUUGUCGAUCAAACCAAAACUAGUAACAUAUGGUCAUUGGGAGUCACUAUGUGGGAGCUGUUUGAGUUGGGAAACCAGCCAUACAGACACUACUCUGACAGACAAGUGCUGACAUAUGCUGUUAUGCAGUUCUGCUGGCUACAACCAGAGCUCAGACCCAGCAGUGAGGAAGUACAUCUUCUGAUCACAUACUUGUGCGCCAAGGGCUCCAGUGAGGCGGAGGAAGACUUUGAGCAACGCUGGAAUACUUUGAGACCCAACCUUCUAGGCAGCACUUCUCACACAGCUGCGCCCGCAGCCCUAGUCCUGACACCCACACCCACACCCGCCUCUGCUGACCAUCACAGCACAGACGAGACCCAGGCGGUAGAGCUGGCCUCCUCUGCCUCGUCAUCCUUCCCUUUGCUGGAGCACUUCUCUGAUGGUUUCCACUCUGACACGGGAGAUGACUUACUGACUGUCACAGAGACAAGUCACGGUCUUAACUUUGAGUACAAGUGGGAGCAGGCCCGAGCAGAGCAACCCUACUGCUCCUCCUCCACCAGCGGGCAACUGGGCCAGGGUAACCCACACUACCAGGAUGUCUACUAUUCAAGCAAAGGAAGUUCCUCGGGGGGCUGCAGAACUGACAGCCUGAACUCGAGUGUGUCCCCGUCUUAUUAUGAACCUGAACACACAGGCGUUGUCCCGGUAUUAAGUGCCCACAGCCCUUCAGUCAGCAGCGAGUACUACAUUCGCAUAGAGGAACCAGUGCGGAGUAACAUCAAGCUUGAUGAUAAUGAUGUGGACUGCAGCCCUGGACUGGAAGCUAGCAUCAGCAGACAGUCUGAGGGCCAAACUGGUUCAACUAUGGCACAUUCCAGUGCUUACUGGUCCACUGUUGACACCACGGAAUUAAAUGCGAAUGACUCUGACUCAAGUCCGACCAUGGAGCCACUGCUGAGGCAUUCAUCCAGUACCAGUCCUGUAAAAUUAGGCCAAUCUCAGAAUUAUAUUCAAUCCAAUCCAAGUGUCACAGUCUACAGUGAGCACUCAGCAGCAAGAAGGUCGCAGCACCAGUCCUGUCUGUCUGAACUGGAGGUGUCUCCAGAGUAUCAGUCAAAUGUUCUGCGUCCAGGUGGCCAGUUAGAACACCAACGCAGUUUAUCACAAGCAGUCAGCAGUCCAAGCUUAGGGUUCUGUGAUCCUUAUCUUGAAGCAAACACAGGUCAUAGUGUGGUGAAUGAAACCUGCCAUGAUAUGGUGGGUCCCCUGAGAAAGACAAUUCCUAUUGUUAACCAUAUUAACAUGAAUGUGGGAACAGAUGAGGUUCUACUGAUGGGGCAGAGGGUAGGUGGAGAAAUCGAGGAAGACUUAUUCUCUGAAGGAGAAGCCACCAACUGGAUCUCAAACCAUUCAGCAAACAAUAAUAGUUUAAGCUUCGAAAGCAGACAGACAAUUUAUGGUAAUGACAGCUAUCUGGAUCUCCAAUCAAACGCCACCGAGUUAUGGUCUUUAAGCAAGGCUACCACGAAAACCUUCCAUAGCUCUAGUGCCUUGGAGGGCAGACAAGCAGACUCUGGUUGUAGUUCUGUUUUCAGAUCCCCUGAGUCAAGUUCAUACAUUCACUUAUGCAGCAAGGAAAAAAAGGAAGCUGCAAUUCAAGAGGAAAGGCAGAUAAAAAUAGAUAAGUUGCAAUGCAGUGAUCCUCGCCCUAGUUUAAAUAUAAAUACCAGUGUUGGAAGAAUUCAAAAUAUUGAAGGGCAACAUGAAAUGGUAUCACAGAUCAAUAAAGACAGGACAUAUUCAGAGGCAACACCUAAGGCAAACUAUACAAAGUGUCCAUCGUCUUCAAGGGAUCCCCAAACUGGGCAAAAACAAGCCUUAUCAGACAAGCAGAGGAGCAACAUCUGGGAGGGAGUUUCAGCUGGAGUGUGUGUGAGUCUGAGUAACAAUAGAAUAAACUGGGCUGAGACAUCAGAGGACACCAGACCCUUGGACUGUGGAGUGGGGAUAAGAGACUCCAGCAGUUGUAUGGUUGAGCUUGGUGAGUACAGUGAGGAUGAUGAUGACAUAGCAGAUAUUACAUCAGGAAUUUUUGCAGACUUCAACCUUGACUAUGGUGGGGCGGAAGACGAAGACUUCAGCCCAGAGAAGAAUCUGGAGAGGACUCCUGAAUCUGUAGACACCAUCAACUUGUCAUCAGCGGCAAGCUCCUGUGAUCAGGCCUUUAGCCCUGAUACCUUCAAUACACCCAUCUUACCCAAAUCUCUGGACAGUGGCUAUGACACAGAGAACAAUGAAUCUCCAGAGUUUCUUUUUAAGGAGCUUGGAGAUCCCUUGAGUGAAAGGAGCCCUCGGCUGGGUGGAGAACCUGAAAUUGUUCUGCAGAUGGGUUUAGGACAAGGGAUCUGCACUUCCACAAUGGCCUCAGAGCACCACGUGAAGGGCCUGGCAGACAAGAAAACAUACAGGGACUCAGCUUACUUCUCUGACUAUGAUGCAGAAAAUGAGCGGAGUCCUCAAGAAGAAGGUGGUCAAUUCUUUGCAGGUUCAGGUAAUUACUGUCCUUCUGAACAUUUGAAAUGUCGUGGAGAUGGAUUUUUUGGAAAACAGUUCACAAAUGGGAAAAAAAUAACAAAUCCACAACACAUCAAGAGCUGUGUUUUGGUGAAUCUCUCAGCAGGUGACUCAAGUUCACCCCACUGUUUUCCAACCCCUGGUUUGUCCAUGUUGUCACCGUUUCCUCCACAAAUGGGUGGCUGCCUUACCAAAGAGUCAGCCCCUGCAGAAGAUGAUCUUGGGUUGGAGACAGAGCACUCGGGGGAUGAGCCCCCCUCAGAGCUCAGCUCGUCCAUCGGUUCAGAACACUCCUGUACUGUCCAGGAGGCCUCGGCAAACCACGAUGAUGGGGGCAGGAAGGCAGAGGACUGCUCUACUGUCCAGUCAUUGUUGUCAGGUCACACCAUACCUGACUACAGAGAUGAAAACGGGGAUGGAUCUACUGAAGAGGAGGAGCUGCCUGAAUACAGCCAUGUCAGCGAGGAAACAGAGGACAAGAGGGAGUGCCUUAGAAUAAACGAAGAAGAUUUCGAAGACAUAGAUGCAGAGGAAUGCGACAGCUUAUGUGAAGAAUCUAAUUGUCCUCAUGACCUUUCCACGUCCUCAUCAUUGUUGGAGCUUUGCGGGGAAGAUGUAAGAGCUCCGCUGGAGGAGGCAGAAGGAGAAGAUGACUCAGACGACAGUGAGUCUGACGAAGAACUGAGGACGUACAACAUCCAAGAUGAAGACAGCGAGGACAGCGAGGAGGAUGUCACCCCUGUGCCAGUGGUGAUUAGUGACUGCAGCAGGGCGAGCCACCUCCGUAGCCUCCUGAAGAUGCCCACCCUGCUCACAGAGUCCUUCUGUGAUGAGCUGGACAGGAAGAAAAAAGCCGUGUCAUUCUUUGACGACGUUACAGUGUUUCUCUUUGACCAGGAAAGCCCCACAGGAGAGCUAGCUGACUAUUCCUUCUCAACAGGAGAAGAGACAAGUGGGCAGGAAUCCUCAGACUCAGAGCAAAAGACUGAGUCCUGCAAUGCCUCCUGUGUUUCUAGAGAAACAGAUGAGAAGACUUCAGAUGAGGAUUCAGACACAAGCUGUGUGUGGGGAGAUGACCCCUUCUUUGAGUCCAACACACCUUCGGCUCACAACAACCCUGAUCCUAUGUCCUCACCCACAUCCAUUUCCAACAGCCCAGAGGCUCCUAAAGCCGCCCCGGUGGCACUUAACCGUUUCAUGGUCUCACGAUUCUCGAUCACACAUGUGUGUGACCCCCAAAUGGGCUCAGCAGCAGGGAACAUUGAGGAUAAUCCCCAGGAUUGAGCUCCCUGUGACAAAGGCCAGUCGGGGGCGAGUCUAAGUCCUGCUCAACACAGAAAAGCAGCAUUAUUUGUGUUUUACAGAGUUUUAUUUUUAACUCAAUUUGGGGCAUCUGACCUCAGUGACCCUGUAUGGGACAGUGCCUCAUUGUUGUAGUGAAAUGUCCCAAACGAUUUGCACACCGCUUUUUAUUUCACAAAGAAAGAGCAAUAGAUGUAGACGUGGCAAUCGAUUGUGACGACCCCAGAAGGUGAAUUCAAAGUAAAAUCGAAUUGUUUUCAGAUGUAGAAAUCUUAUAUUCUGUAGAUUUACAUGCAGCACUCAUACAACAUUUGCUCAGUGCAGCACUCAUUUCCUUUGGUGAACGUACAGUUCUUUUAAAAAGUAUAUUACAAGAUUAAUCAGAAAAUAAAAAGAAUGAAAUAAGUGAAAUGAUAGGUCAUCAUAGCUACUCCUCUCAUUGGCUGCGUUUGCACAUCUGCUUACCAUGGAUCUGGCUUUUCUUGCAAAUUAAGACUGUUACAGCUUUCAUAGUCAGACCUGGAAGACAGUGGUUGGUUAUUGUUGCAUAAGCUGUAAUGAAUUUAUACAAAAAAACGGGACUUUAACAGUCAAGCUGGAAGUGAUAUGCUGUCACUGGAGGUGCUUAAUUUUUCUCAGAAUCCAAGUCAUUUUCAAAUCAUACCAAAUGUGGGAGUCGGUGGCUUCAAUGUGAUUUUUGAGUGUAAACAUAUAUUGCCACUACCGCUUAUCACUUUGGUGAAUGCACUUUGUGAAGCCUUAUUUAUUAAAAAUCUCUUCAACCUGGAAUAAAAACAAAAAAAAGAAAAAAUAUGUCACAUCCACAGUUUGUGUCCACACAAAGCUAUGUAAUUGUUUUCUUUUCUUAAACAUGAUUUAAUCUUCAAAUUAGAUUUAUUCAUCAGAGAAACAAUAUCAGAUGGACAGAGAAGCAUUUCCACACAAAUCAUCGUCUGUCUAAUCAUCCCGGUCAUAUCUGUGGAAUGUUAUCACCUUUAUGUAUUUUUUCUACAAAUUAUAUCAUACAUAAAGUAUUAUAUUUGUGAUGAAAGCCCAAGUCUGAGGUCUUUAAAGAAAGAAUAGAUUAAAAGAUAAUUAUUGUAUGAAUCUUAUAUCAACAUGUAGCAGGUAGCUUGACUUGAAUUACUACUGCUGUAUGGACAACCCUCUCCCCUUCUCUGUCUCUCUGUAGCUCCAAGUGCCAACGCUUUUUCCUUUCUCACCUUACCUUUUAAAUCAGCAAAACAAGAAAACAUUACCAAUAUUUUUGUAUAAACACUUAAAAAGAUGCAACAUAGAAUGACCGUCUCUCAAUUUGCCAAAGAGAUGUUACAAAGCCUUUUGGCUUAAGUGGCAGAUGCCUUUGGAGAAGGUGAGGUGGGUUGAUCUAUGCACUAGUAGUAACACCAUUGCUGUAUCCAUUUGUUCCUCACUCAUGGCUGUUGUAAUACCCAAAACAAAUAAAUCCAAGUCUUUUUUCCUCC